GCGGACAUUUGUUGGUCAUUCGUGCACGUAACAGUAUAUUCUUAUGUCAAGAAAAAUAAGGAAAGUAAGGGAGAGCUUAUUGGCCUGGUUCCUAGCCGAGAAUCAGGAUGUCAUGCUGAAUAAUUCACUAAAGAAGGAAGAAAAAUAUUUGUCUUAAAAAGAAUUAAAAUCAGUCUCUAUAGAUCGAAAAUAAAGGAACAACAUUCUUUCAAGACUAGAUUUAUUUGUUUCAGCGAUAUUCUCAGCUUGUAUCCAGCAUAUUUUUUGUGAGGAAAUUUUUCCAAUUUUUCGCAUUUUUCUGAAGAGGCCAAGUUUAUUAUAACUAGUUUACAAGCCCACUUCCUGACGUGGUUUGUGGUUUUCAGCAAUUUGUUAAUGAUUGAUCGGAAAACAAAUACUGAAGGAAUAUUUAUUUCUACUACAGAUGUACACAGUAGUGGUGUAACAUCGUUCUCGACCUGAGCUAAGUUAUUUUGGAUCAAGUGGUGUAGUUAACCGUGAAAAAGUCGGACAAAAAAAGUAUUAGCUCAAUUUUUUCAUAUCGUGCUUGUUCCCAAUUUCGAGAUUAACAAAGGCCGAGUAUUAUCGAACGCGUACCUGGGUGUAAAGGAAAAGGUGGGGACAUAUUUCUCACUUGACAGUAGAACUUUUGAACUCAGAGGAAAGCCUCACAUUUCGUUGGCAAGCCACUGAUUGGUUAUUCUCGAAUUACUUUUGAGAUAGCCAAUCAGAGCCCGGGAUUUUCUUCCCGCUGAAGAAUGUUCACAAAAGUUUGCGAUCAAGGUUUCGCCUUCGUCUGGCAUGUGGGUUGUCUCAAAUUUCAUAAAAAUCCCCUCCACAGCGUUACCGAAGAUUGCGGGCCUAAUAAAAGAGGGAUCAUGGAGAUAUACCGUUGUUCCCGUUUGAAGAAACAUUUGAGAAGUUUUUCAUAUUUGGCGAGAUUUCUAGCUCUGUUAUUGUUUCUUCGAGAGGCUGAUGGACAGUCUCCGUGCUACAACGAGAUCACGAAAGCUCCCCUCAGAUGCAUGCCGUCUUUUGGAAACGCUGCCUUCAAUAAAGCAGUUCAAUCCAACAACACUUGUGGAACUCCUCCGAGCGAAUUUUGCGUUCAAACUGGUGUCACUUCGCCCACCAAGCAAUGCGAAACUUGCGAUGCAAAGCAGGAUCAGUAUAGCCAUCCCGCAGUUUACAUCACUGAUAUUAAAAACGAUCAAAAUAGAACGUGGUGGCAGUCUGAGACGCUUGAAACCUCGAACAAACCCGUUUCCAUCACUCUCGAUCUUGGAAAGACCUACGAUGUAUCUUAUAUCAGGAUUCGUUUUAGAUCGCCGAGGCCGGAGUCGAUGGCAAUUUACAAGAAAACUAGCACUGAUCCAAACGCUCCGUGGAUUCCGUAUCAAUACAUGUCAGCUUCGUGCGAGAAAACAUACAAGGUGAAAACGAAUGAUAUUGUGAGAACAAACCAACAAGUGUUGUGCACAAAUGAAUUCAGCAGUAUUUCUCCUCUAACUGGAGGGAAUGUGGCUUUUACAACGCUGCAAGGUCGACCGGAUAACCUCAACUUUGAUAACAGCCCCGAAUUGCAAGACUGGGUAACGGCCAGUGCGAUUCGAAUCGAUUUAAAUCGAAUGAAUACAUUUGGAGAUGAGAUGUUUGGUGAUACUACCGUGUUAAGGAGCUAUUACUUUGCCAUCAUUGAUUUGACUGUCGGGGGAAGAUGCAAAUGUAACGGGCACGCUGCAAGUUGUGGGAAGAAACAAUUGCCUUCGGGAGAUCUUCAGUUGAUGUGCAUAUGUGACCACAACACCACAGGAGUGGACUGUGAAGAAUGCCAUCCGCUUUACAACAAUCGGCCAUGGGCCAGGGCUACCGAGAGCAGUGCCAAUGAAUGCAUUAAGUGUGAUUGUAAUGAUUUGGCUGACAGCUGUGUUUAUGAUGAAAUUCUUGGCUAUGGACGGUGUGAAAACUGCAAGAGAAAUACUGCUGGCCCUAAAUGUGAACGCUGCCGUGACAAUUUUUUCCGCCUGACACCAUCUGAUGACUGUCAGGCAUGUAACUGUGAUCCUGUGGGCUCAGCUUCAUUACAGUGUGAUACAAAAGGAAAGUGUACCUGUAAGCCAGGAGUAACAGGCAUCAAGUGUGAUAAAUGCCAGGCAAACUUUUUUGGGUUUUCACAGACUGGUUGUAGGGCUUGCCAGUGUGACCUUGAAGGAACAGAUCCAAGCAACACGCAAUGUAAUGAAAAAGGAGAAUGUUCUUGCAAAAGGAAUGUGAUUGGUGCCAAGUGCAACAAAUGUAGGACUGGAUACUUUGGAUUGGAGAGUUCCAACCCACAUGGCUGUAGACAGUGCUUUUGCUAUGGACACACAAAUGUAUGCGAUAAAGCUGAAGGUUAUGUUGGUCGAAACAUUUCAAAUGACUUCACCAGAGGUUUGAAUGGUUGGACUGUCAUCAAUGAACAAGGUAGCGAUGUUACUGACCAAUAUGCAGUUCCCCAUGUGGGAGAGGGUCAUAUCAGUGUUACAGCAAUAGGAAAUGAGGUCCUUUAUGUGUCAGCACCAGCAAUGUACCUUGGAAACCUUCGUAGUAGUUAUGGCCAGCUCUUUGGUUUCUCGUUUCGUGUAGCAGCUGUAGAGGGGGUUCAGGUGGAACCAAGCGAUAUCAUUUUGGAGAGUGAGGAUGGAACUCAAGUAUCUGUGAGGCUUAAUGCACAGAACAACCCAAUUCCUAACACUGAUUUUCAAAAUUACGUUUUUCGUCUGCAUGAAGAUCCUUCUCUUGGUUGGCAGCCAAUGCUUAGGGGGUUUGACUUUCAAAAAUUGUUGACUAAUUUGAAAGCUAUCAAAAUUCGCAUGAAUUAUGGCCCCCAAGGAACCGGCUUGCUUGACAAUGUUUUCUUGGAAUCAGCAUUGUAUGAUCCAAGGAGUGCCCCUGAAUUGCAGGUGCCUUGGGUUGAAAAUUGCACUUGCCCAGCUCCUUACACAGGUAAAAACUGUGAACAAUGUAGUGUGGGCUACACCAGGCAAAGAGGAUCAGACAAUAGAUAUGGCCAGUGUAUUCCAUGUCAGUGUUAUGGUCACUCAGACUCUUGCGAUCCUGUGACAGGGGUUUGCAGCUGUCAAGACAACACUGUGGGUGACAACUGUGAGAAAUGUAAAGAUGGCUUCUAUGGAAACCCAACUGUAGGAAAUAAAGAUGAUUGCAAGCCUUGUCCCUGUGUGUUUGGCUCCCGCUGCAUUCAGAUUGCUGAAAGAGUUGUUUGCACAGACUGUCCUGAAGGUCACACAGGGGAUCUGUGUGACUAUUGCCAAGAUGGUUACCAUGGUGACCUUCUAGGUUCAUCAAUUGGUUGUGAGAAGUGUAACUGCAGUGGUAAUAUAGAGAUGAAUGCAAUAGGAAACUGUGACUCCCUCACUGGUGAAUGCUUAAAAUGUAUUUACAACACUAGGAAUGGUCCACUUGAGAGAUGUGAACUCUGUGCUGUUGGAUUUUAUGGAAAUGCCACCCAUUAUCCAAAACCUCAAUGUAUAGCAUGUGACUGUUACACUCAAGGCACUGUGAAACCUCCUGACCACAAUCCUGAGGAUCCCCUCCCUUGUGAUGACAAAGGCAGAUGUAGUUGCAAAGAAAAGGUUAUUGGAGACAACUGUGAUAGCUGUCAAGACACCUACUGGAAUGUGGGCUCUGGGAAUGGCUGUGAGCAGUGUUUGUGCGAUAAAACUGGUUCGCUUAACGACAGCUGUGAUGUCAUCACAGGGCAAUGUCCGUGUAAACCUGGAGUGAGUGGAAGGACAUGUGACCAAUGUCAGUCUGAUCAUUUUGGCUUUUCUGAUCAGGGAUGCCAGCCUUGCAUCUGUAACCCUCAAGGUUCACUUGGUGAGAGCUGUGACGAGUAUGGCGUGUGCAGCUGUAAGUUGGGAGUCCUGGGAAUCAAGUGUGACUCGUGCGAGGAAAAUAAACAUAACUUGACGGCCGGCUGCAUCCGUUGUCCAGCAUGUUACAACGAAAUUGAGCUGUUGGUCAACAGGCUGAGAAUUAAUAUCCGAGAACUCGUCAGGAUCAUGGACCAGUUUAACUCUAGCUCAAGUGGAGGAAUUGUGGUGGAUCCCAACUUUGAACGUCGUCUCAAGGAACUUAAGGAAGCAAUCAACAAUCUUCUGGAGAAGGCAGAGAAGUCAAAUUCAACUGACCGCGCCCUUCAAGAACAACUUCAGGUUCUAACCGAGCGUGUGGAUAAGAUAAAUGAGAUCAUGACUGAUGUGAUAAAUAACACAAGUGUGACGGAAGAGCUCAUCAGCAGUGCGCUUGGAAAUAUUUCCGAAGCUGAGCAGUCCAUAAAUCGAUCGCGUUUGAUGCUCGAUGAGGCGGAAAAGCUGUUGGUGGACAGAGGUGAAAAAGCGUUAAAUGAAUCAAUACUUGCGGCGAACAGUACCAGUGAACAGGCCACUAGGAUGGCGGAGAUUAGGAAUGAGACCUCUCUUCUGGCCGAUAAACACGAAAAUGAGGCUGACGGCGUCAUUGAAAAUGCGAACGAAAUUCUGAACAAGUCUAAACAAGCGGUGAGUGAUACGGAAAAAGUCGUCACUGCGCAGAAAAAGACAACAGAUGGUUUAGAGGAGUUGCUCAGAAAAUUCAAUAAGACAAUCCAAAUGCACCAACAAGCGGCAAAUACUGCAGAUAAGUCACGUGGUAGUUCCCAGAGUGCUCUUGAUGAGGCGAACGAGUUGUUUGAGAAUGGAACCGCGCCACUUCCUGAGUUCGGUUUACAAGAGAUGAAAGCAAAAAUCAACAACUCCAAAGCAGAAUUGGCCAUCACCUCAAACUCUACUGAAGAGAUCCUGAGUGACCUGGAAACACUGGUCACCACUUUCGCCAUGAAGGAAGAAUACGUUAGAAAGAAAAUGGCUGAGUGGCCAGGCCUUUUCGAAACACUGCAGGAACUGUUGACCAAUGUCACCGGCGCUAACGAAACUGCUCAUAACGCGAUUGCUCGAGGGGAGGAGACAUUAAAGAAGGCGAAAGACUUGUUGGAAAGACUUAAAAAAUUCAACGAAAUCAUCGACACUUCCAGAGCAGAGGCUGACCGAGCCGAGGCCAACACAACAGAAAUAGAACGACUAAUCAGUUCAGCUAAUAACAAGUCAGAUGAGGCUGCUGUUACCUUGGAAACUACUGAGAACCUGGCCAGGAAGGCGAAGACAAUAGCUGGGGAGGCGAGUGAGACAGCUAACAGAACAGGAGAGAAAGCUAAAGAAAUUAAAGAAGAAGCAGAACUACUUACGAUCCCUGAAGACAACGUCACUGAUCCAGUUUUGGAAGCCACCGAUGAAUUGAACGACCACAAGAAUACCGCUGCCGAAGAGGAGAAGAGUAUUGCAGACGCGCUGAACAAGACAAAAGAAGCUGGCGAGGCUGCGAAGAAUGCGCGCGAAAAAAUAAAAGAGGUUCAUGAUAGGCUAAUGGCACUUCUGAAAGAGAUUGAGGGCCUGGGCUCUGUGAAUAUGACGAUAAUGAAUCGCAUUAAAAAUCAGCUUCAGAACGAAACGGACUUGGUACGUCAGUUGGACCGUGAAGUAUCAGCAGUGGAAAAAGAGAGGGAACAAAUAAAGAAUCAAAUAAAAGAAUAUACUAUAGAUCUAACUAGAUAUCGCGCGCAAAAGAAACUUCUUCAAGAGACGUAUGAAAAGCUCCCGAAAGUUUGCCCUCGUACGACUCCACGACCAGAAACGUAGAAAUGAUUAAGUUUUGUAUUUGUGACACUAACAUGAAGGUCGUUAAGGUUCUGCGCGACUGAAAUAGGACGGCCAAGAACAACGCAUUAAACAUCUUCUGCUAAACAACGUUUCUCAACUAAACGACAACUUUGUUUAUUAUCAGUAUUUUGUUAUUAUUAUGUAUCAAAUUAUAGCAAUAAGAUAUGCAUUUACCCUUUUGUAUCGCCAAGUAUUCUCAAAUAAUUGCUCAGUUUUAGGAUGGAGUUGCACAUUAUGUUAUCGAAUGGUAUUUUGAAAUUAACAUUUCUAUCUUAAUUAUGGUUCAUAUUAAUCAAUGCAAGUAUGUUUACAGAAAUGGAAGUGAAAUUAACUUUCCAAAUUUUAAUGUUCACACAUUUAAAACGGUUUUCUUAACAACAACUUCAAUAAAUUGUUAUUGCGUUUUUCAUCGUUGAUACGGGUUUGUUCUCUUCGAGAUCAACCAUUUAGAGGAGUCAUUUUUGCAUUUGCUUGCAUUAUUUAUUUGCUUAAGUCAAGCUCUCAUAUAUAUAUGAGUAAAUAGCUGUCGUAAAAGACAUGCGGGCAUCAGCCGGACCAAGUAGCAUAUAACUCCGUUUCAAGACAAGGCGAUACUGGUCGCUUCAGACUGUUAUGUCACUCGGUUUCCCUGUACAAUCGGCUUUGUCAAUAAAACAAUUUUUCUUCUUUUGUGUCA
Molecule: messenger RNA, 6429 nt
Organism: Stylophora pistillata
Lineage: Eukaryota; Metazoa; Cnidaria; Anthozoa; Scleractinia; Pocilloporidae
Product: laminin subunit gamma-1
Biological process (GO): tissue development; animal organ morphogenesis; axon guidance
Source: RefSeq, a predicted model, not a curated record